Messenger RNA from Cylicostephanus goldi, 356 nucleotides. Lineage: Eukaryota; Metazoa; Nematoda; Chromadorea; Rhabditida; Strongylidae. The record is from the annotation of a GenBank genome assembly.
AUGGCUGAAAAAAACGACCAGCAGCCGGGAUCGCGAUCACGCAGAAAUGAGAAAUGCGUUCUCUAUUGUUUGCUAUUCAAAGUGAAAGAUAACGAAAAUGCUUCGAUGGCAAGCAGAAGAGUGUUCAAAUCCGGUUCAAAACUGAAAGAAGUCAAAAGAGUAAAGUGGGACCGAAAAGAUGCCUACGGAAAUAUUGUUAUACCAUACACUAUUGCGGCGGAUUAUGUGGACCAGGCAAUGGAAAAUCUCAGCAUAGCAAUGAAAAGAAUUGAGGAUCAUACGUGCAUACGUUUUACAAAGAGAAAGAAUGAGAAGUACUAUGUGAAGAUCGUAAACGAAAAGGGUGGAGGGUGAGU